GUAACGGCGCAGCUUUCCGGGCGGGGCCUGGGAAUCGGAUAUCGGUAUGAAACCUGAGGGAUUACACGGUAUCUAGCCCAGAUUCCCAGGGGUUGAGGAGAGGAGGCUAAUAGCUGGACGCUGGAUAAACAAGAAAGAAAAGAAAGGCCGCGGGGAGAGGAAGCUGCGGAGAUGAGUGACUGGGGGGAUCGAGGACCCUAUUAGGAUUGGUAGUGCAUAAUAGACAGUUUAGACCAACUAUAAGUGAUAAGAUCUUUGCCUAAUGACCAGGAGAAUGUCUUCCCAUUUGGCAGCAACUACUUUAUGUCUUAUUUGAAGUUUAAUGAGAAUGCUAAUAUAAAUAAGGAAUUUAAGGAAUAUAAAUGAAGACUCCUGUUAUAAAGAAGCAGCAUUAUUCUGUUUGAGAAAAAAAGAUCAUUUCUGAUUCAACAUGAUAAGAAAUUAUCCUAAGGGCCGAGCUAAAAAUCUAGCUGUUACUGCAGUUGCUUUACAAGACCACAUUUUACAUGAUCUUCAACUGGAACCACGUUCAAUAGAUCUUUAUAAAACAAAGAAACAGAAAAAGGAUAAUAAAUACAAAUCUCCAAAAAAAGAUAUAAAAGCAGUGGUAGAUACUGGACUGAAAAAGCGAGCUCCACCAACCCAUAAAGAAGAAGAGUCAGAAAAAGAAUAUGUUCUCGAUCCAGCUCCUCCGCCACUCACUCUAGCACAAAAGUUGGGCUUGACUGAAUGUCCUCCAUUGCCACUAUCAACAGAAGAAUGGGAAAAAGUGAAGGAGAGGUCCAUAAAACAAGGGGAUUCUAUGCAUCCAUGUUCAAUAUGUAGAGAAGAAUUUGAACUCCAGGCACAAGUGCUGCUUUCAUGUUCCCAUGUAUUUCACAAAGCAUGUCUCCAGGCUUUUGAGAAGUUCACAGGUAAAAAAACUUGCCCUCUGUGUAGAAAGCAGCAGUAUCAGACUAGAGUGAUACAUGAUGGAGCUCGACUUUUUAAAAUAAAAUGUGCAACAAGAAUACAGGCCUAUUGGAGAGGAUAUAUUGUUCGAAAGUGGUACAGAAAGCUGAGGCGAACUAAACCUCCCAGAAAUCCCAAAUUAAGAAGAAAAUUCUAUGAAGAAAAGUUCACUGAAAUCAGCGACAGGAUAGUGGCUUCAUUUCAGACGAACAUCGACGAGCUCUUUUCCGAAAUCGAUUACUGCAUAGCUUCCAAUAGAAGCAUCCUUCAACAGUUCGAAGAACGGUGCAGCCGGAAAAUUACUGAAGAGGAAUGGGAGAAAAUACAAGGGCAGGCAUUUCACCAAGAGAUAUCUGAUUGUUCCAUCUGCCUUACACCACUCUCUUUUAGCAAUCAUAUUCAAUCUACAUUCCCAGAAAAAACUGAUAAUCACCAUUUCCGGGAGACUGUUCUCUUGUCUUGUUCACACAUGUUUCAUCAUACUUGUCUUCUGGCUUUAGAGGAGUUUUCCUUAGGAGAAAUAUAUACUUGUCCUUUAUGCCGCUCCAGCUAUCAAAAGAGAAUACUUGAAUAUUAAAUUUACAUUAAAUUAUAUAGUUCUACUCAAGAAAAGUUAUAUAAUGUUGAGAAGUUUGUCUUAAUUUUAAAAGAUUGGCCAGAGAUUUUGCUUAUGUGUAUACUGUACCUACAACUCAUUGGCAGUGAAAUAAAUAUUAGGCAGCCUUCAUUUUUUAGAAAUUCUAGUAAUGAACAUAUUUCAAAAGUGAUAGAAUAUUCCAGCAAAUUUUAAUCUCAAUUCUCUUAAAAUUGAAAUUUGAAUUUAUGACUUGGUCACUUAAUACAGAAAAAAGAUAGACAAUGGAAAUUUCCAGACACUAAAUUGUUAACAGAAAUUAGAUUUCAGAUAGCUGUUUCCCUGCAUAGUUCUGAUUGGCUCUCAAGGAAGAAGUAGAGGAAGGAAAAUAGUAGUAGUCUCUCGGUGACCUUGGAGUGAAGGUUUCUUAAACCUUGUCCAAAACAACUCUCUGGACCAAAGAGAAUUCAGUAAAGAAGACAAUGGCAACUAGAAGUCAAGGGCAUUUUGGUGAUUAUCUGCAAAGACACAAUAACGCUGAGCGACUACUGCUCUUGGUAACUCCAGUGUACCUUUAGAGGAACCUGGCUGCUAGGCUCAGAGCCUUCAUCAAACCCUUAGGACAGACAAUCACUUUCCUUUUAGUAAUAAUAACAUGACUGAGCAGCAACAGAUGGCAUCUGGACACAACCUCUACCCAGACUGGAUAGUGUCCAGACAUACCUCUAUUUCCACAAAUUUCAUAUUUGGCUGUUAUCAUUUAUAUGGUAAGAAAUUUAUCACAUAUAUGUGUAUAUAUAUAUGCAUAUAUUAUAGUUCCAAAUUUUCUUUAUUAACUGUAUCUUUAAAAAAAUGUUCAAGUGUACAUUAUAAAUAUAUGUGUGCAUUUCUCUUUGUUUUUGGAAGGAGCAUUACUAUUUGAUGUAAAAACUUUGUAUAUCUGAGCUACAAAAUGAAAAAUAAAGUUGUUUCCCAUAAAA
Monodelphis domestica (gray short-tailed opossum) is the source of this 2505-nucleotide messenger RNA. RefSeq names its product ring finger protein 32 (gene RNF32). NCBI's taxonomy places the organism in Eukaryota, Metazoa, Chordata, Mammalia, Didelphimorphia, Didelphidae. The record is from RefSeq and is a predicted model, not a curated record. Gene Ontology annotation, molecular function: protein binding.